This is a messenger RNA of Danaus plexippus (monarch butterfly), 3215 nucleotides long. It is a transcript of the gene Nrk, whose product is annotated as tyrosine-protein kinase transmembrane receptor Ror2. Gene Ontology annotation, cellular component: signaling receptor complex. Gene Ontology annotation, molecular function: transmembrane receptor protein tyrosine kinase activity; ATP binding; protein binding. The transcript has a single exon. Bases 263 to 2179 code for a protein of 638 amino acids. NCBI's taxonomy places the organism in Eukaryota, Metazoa, Arthropoda, Insecta, Lepidoptera, Nymphalidae. The record is from RefSeq and is a predicted model, not a curated record. Gene Ontology annotation, biological process: positive regulation of kinase activity; multicellular organism development; protein phosphorylation.
UUUCUUUUUGUGUUUUUUACUACUGGUAAUAAUAUCGAUACUUUUUCAGACUUUCCGUACUAGUUCGUUCUUGACUAACUUGUAUUUCUCUACUGUGCGGUGUAGUAGGAAGUAGACGUGAAGAUUUUGAUAAAAUCAAUAAUAAAUAAUGCUUCCGCCAUUGUGUGCUGAAUAUUAUGUUUUCAGCGUUUUGUAAAUAGCCGUAAAUUAAAAUGCAACGAUUUUAUAUUUUAUACAACGAAACAUUAACUCUUUUAUAACGAUGAACGUGUAUUAUAAAGUUAUAAUUGUGCUUCUAUCAAUUAAAUCUGUGCAUCUAUAUUGUGGCCCAUACAAUGGACAAAUAUGUAAACAUUAUUUAACUGGAUUUGUAUGGUUUAACCAUACUGGAGGUCUUGAAAAUGAGAAAAUUACAACAGGUUUAUGGAAAGAAAUGAUAUCAGCCUUGAAAGAGCCUUGCCGCAGUAAAGCUGAAAAGCUUUUAUGCUCUUAUGCAUUUCCAAAGUGCGUCAAUAAAGAUGGAAUUGGUGAUUUUGCUUUGCCUCUCUGUUAUGAAGACUGCAUGGCUGUUAAAAUGCAGUUCUGUUACAAAGAUUGGAUCGUAAUAGAAGAACAAAAAAAUCGUGGUGUAUAUUUUGAAUCUCGAGGUCAUUUCAGAUUUCCAGAGUGUGAAAAACUUCCAAAAUUCUCUGGUAAAGGUCCUCACGUAACUUGUAACAAUGCAGGAAUCACAGAUAUGGACUAUAGUCAGGUAACAACAACAUGUAUUCAUGGCAGUGGUCGGUACUAUCAGGGCACAGUUAAUGUUACUGAAACGGGUCUUACUUGCCAAGCUUGGGAAUCCCAGCAACCUCAUCAACAUGCGAGGCCACCAUUAGUGUUUCCAGAGGUUCAGAAUUCCACAAAUUUUUGUAGAAAUGCUGGUGGCGAAGAGCGUAAACCUUGGUGCUAUACAAUGGAUCCAAAUGUUAGAUGGGAAGUUUGUGACAUUCCAAUGUGUGCCAAUUCUACAGAGGAAUUAGAUGAUGUCAAUGGACCAAUUAUUAUGGAAAAUUAUUUUACACCAAAAUUUGUGUUACUAUUGUCUGUAGGAGGCCUCGGAUGCAUUCUGGGCAUAGCAUCAAUAGCACUCCUUUGCCAUUACUUUCUGAAGAGUCAUUAUUCAAAGUGUAAUAUAUCAAAUCGCAGAAACUUGCAAAAUGUUGACAUUGACUUAGAUAAACUUCCUAGUAACCUUGCUUAUCACACCACUGGUGCACAAUUAAACCCCAAGUUAGAAAAAUUGGAAUUUCCAAGGAAUAACAUUAUUUAUAUUCGUGAUUUAGGUCAAGGUGCUUUUGGUAGAGUGUUUCAAGCAAAAGCACCAGGCUUAGUUCCAGAAGAGGAAUUUACUCUAGUCGCUGUUAAAAUGCUCAAAGAUGAGGCUUCACAUGACUUACAAUUAGAUUUUGAACGAGAGGCUUGCUUAUUAGCAGACUUUGACCAUCCAAAUAUUGUCAAAUUAUUAGGUGUAUGUGCUAUAGGACGUCCUAUGUGUUUAUUAUUUGAAUUUAUGGGUAAGGGUGAUUUAAAUGAGUAUCUAAGAGCUUGCAGUAUGGCGCCAAAUUAUCCACCAGCUGUCGAAAAUAGAGAGGAUUUGAGACUUCUCGUUGCCCCACUUAGCCACUUAGACCUCUUGCAUAUUGCAAGGCAAAUCGCUUCUGGUAUGGUAUACCUCUCAGAUAGAAAAUUUGUUCACCGUGAUUUAGCUACUAGAAAUUGUCUUAUUAAUGAUGAUAUGGUUGUAAAAAUUGCUGAUUUUGGUUUAUCACACAAGAUAUAUUUGCAAGAUUAUUAUAAAGGUGAUGAGCACGAUGCAAUCCCUGUUAGAUGGAUGCCUUUAGAAAGUAUAUUGUACAACAAAUAUACUUUAGAAUCUGAUGUCUGGGCAUAUGGUGUAUGUCUUUGGGAAAUUUUUUCUUUUGCCCUCCAACCAUAUUUUGGUAUGACACAUGAGGAAGUGGUCAGAUUUCUUAAAGAUGGCAACUGUCUCGCAUGUCCAGAUAACACACCUAGAUGUGUUUAUGAUUUAAUGAAACAGUGCUGGAACCACCAUCCUAGCGAUCGUCCAAACUUUAGAGUGAUAUACCAAACAAUUGACAAUAUACAAAUGAUACUUGAAAGAACACAUUCUAAUUGAUUUGAUUUUUUUUUAUAAGAGGAUUAAGUGUAAGAGAAUUGAAAUUUUUAAAUGAUGGAAUUAUUUUACCUAUCAUUAUAUGUAAUGUCUUACCCUUAGAUGUAAAUAAUGUAGGUAGACCCUUCAUAAAUUGUAUGGAAUCUUAAAUGUUAAGUAUUUAUUGUGUGAAUUUUGACUAUCUAUAAAAAUGUUACGAAAUGUGAUAGUUCAAACAUUGAACUUGAGUGAAUGAAUUAGUACAGUUGAUACAUCAUAGAAUAUAGUUUCAGAGAUAUUUUGCACUGCUAAAUCCUUAAAAAUAUUGCUCGUAAUGCCUAAUCGGACCAUAACCUAGUUUAUACCCCAUUUGUUUUAAGAUUUUGUAAUUAUAUAGUGUAGAUAUUUUAAUAAUCAGCAGUUAUAAAGACUGAUUUUUUUUAAAUUGUUCCUUUUUAUGUAGUUCAAGUAUUAUUAUAAGUUUACAGAUAUAUUUUAUGUUUUAAUACUAACAAUAUGGCUUUACUUUGCUUUUUUAUAGUGCAUAGUUUUUUAUAAUUGUUUUUAAAGUUAAUGAUGGCUGCUAUGUUAAUUAAAAUUUUAAUUUUGCUUAAUAAAUAAUAGAACAUGUGCCAAGACAAUCAAAAGAAACAAAUGUACUUACUUUAUGUAAGCUAUAUAUAAUGAUUAAGAGACAAUAUUUUUUUCUAACAGACCUUUUAAUACCAAAAUUAUAAGCAAGGUAUAAACACUCAAAUUAUUAAACAGUUUGUCUUCUUAAUUCAAAAGGUCCCUUUCUUUAUAAAUGUGCAUCGGAUAUUAUUUCACUGAAAAAGUGUCGAAAGUAUCUAAAAUCGAUAUGAAGCCAUCCAUAUUAUUAGACAAUUUAUUUCACUGCCAAAUAAAAAUUUAUAAUUGUAAUGUUUGCACUAAUUUCUAAGUGUAUUAAUAAUUUUUGUACUCAAUAAUUUGUAACAUGUAUUUUUGUGACGCAUUAUAAAUUUAAUUUAUUAAUUUGUGUUACUUAUUGUCGUUAAGAAUAAAUGAUUCGAUUUUAAAA